This is a messenger RNA of Arachis stenosperma, 1236 nucleotides long. RefSeq lists its product as uncharacterized. The record is from RefSeq and is a predicted model, not a curated record. Gene Ontology annotation, molecular function: zinc ion binding. The transcript has 2 exons. Bases 1 to 1236 code for a protein of 411 amino acids. Lineage: Eukaryota; Viridiplantae; Streptophyta; Magnoliopsida; Fabales; Fabaceae.
AUGCCGGGAACAAUCACGGUGCUGAAGACGUCUCCUGUUCGGAUUGGUGGUGGGGUUGAUGAGUCCACGGUGUACUUUCACCGGCUUUUCUGGACAUUUUCACCCUGUAUCGAGGCAUUCUGGCAUUGCAAGCCCCUCGUCAGUAUUGAUGGUACCCACUUGUAUGGGAAGUAUGGAGGGACGCUGUUGUUGGCGAUAGCUCAGGACGGGAACUCGAACAUCCUCCCGAUAGCAUUUGCCCUUGUGGAGGGCGAAAAUGCAGAGUCAUGGUCAUUCUUCUUGUCUAAUCUCCGAGAGCAUGUGACUCCUCAGGAGGGUAUCAUUGUUAUCUCUGACAGGCAUAAUGGGAUCAAGGCAGCGCUUGAGGCACCUGAGACUGGGUGGCUGCCUCCUCGGGCUUUCCGGGCCUACUGUAUUAGGCAUGUGGCUGCGAAUUUCGCCCUAACGUUCAAAGGUAAGGACUCAAGGAGGAUGUUGGUGAAUGCUGCCUACGCAAAGACUGAGGCUGAGUUUUACUACUGGUUUGACAUCAUGCAAACUGAGAAUCCAGCAAUGUGUGACUGGGCCAACCGGAUGGAGUAUGACAAAUGGACCCAACAUGAGGAUGCUGGUCGACGGUUCGGGAACAUGACCACAAACAUCAGUGAAUGUGUAAACUCCGUGCUAAAGGGAACUCGCAACCUGCCGGUCACAUCGUUGGUUAAGUCAACCUACGGGAGGCUUGCUCAGCUAUUUGUGGUACGGGGUCAGACCGCAAAGGCACAACUCGGAUCUGGGCAUCAGUCCGAGUACACCGUCGCGGAGACAACACCAACUGGGAGCUUCUCGCUGGGUAGCUAUAGAGUUUCCCUUAAAGAUCACCGAUGCGACUGUGGCCACUUUCAGGUGCUGCAUUAUCCUUGUUGCCACGCCAUUGCGUGUUGCGCCUACUCCCGGCUUAACUGGGCGUCAUAUGUUCACGAGGUGUAUCGUAUGAGUGAGGUGUUCAACGUUUACAAGCAGGGGUUUCUCCCACCUAUCCCUGAAGGACUAUGGCCUCCAUAUGCUGGGCCUACCAUCAUCCCUGACCCUAAUAUGCGGCGUGCAAAGGAAGGUCGUCCAAAGGCAACCAUGAUCCGUGGCAGUAUGGAUCAGUCUCAGGAGAACCAGCCGAAGCGUUGUGGGCUAUGCCGUCAGCCUGGGCAUACGCGGAGGAACUGUCACCAGCGAAGACAGAGUGGUGGAGGGGAUGCGUAG